CUGGAACCGACCUCCUUGUAAACGAACAUUCCGACUACCGGUCGUCCGCUCUGUAAUCAUCCAUCUAUUAUCACGACCUUUGAAUCCCUGUUAUCAUGCAGCCCCCAAUCAUUCAGCCCAUGCCCCGAUCUCCUUCCCCGAUCCCUCCUGUCCCUCUGACUGACAUCGCUCUCCUGCAUGUCGAACAUUCCAGAUCUCCUCCUCCCUAUGAUCAACCGUCAUCCUCGCGACCCUCCAUUUCAGACGAUAGACUCGUACCAGGAAAAUCAUUGGAUAUUCCAUGGAGAGCUUUGAUGCCCAUUCAACUGUAUCGUAUAGCGGACGCUUCGGCCUACUGUGUCAUAUUUCCAUUCGUCACUGCCCUCGUCACGUCCUUUAAUGUUCCUCAAGAUAAAAUUGGACUGUAUUCCGGAUUGGCGGAGGGGUCCAUGAUGAUGAUGGAGGCUGUCGCCGCUCCCUUUUGGGCCAAAGCCGCAGACAGGUAUGGAAGGAGAGCGGCGAUGAACUUUGGCUACGCGUCGUCUAUCCUCCCAGCUCUCAUGUUUGGGUUCUGUUCAGGACCUUGGCAGUUGUUGUUCUGGCGGACAUUGUUCGGCACGAUGAACCCAAUAGGAGUCAUAGGGAAGAUUCUCGCCUCGGAGAUCUGUCAUCCCGGCAACCGUGCCAAAGUCUUCGCCAUCUUCUCACCAGGUUUCGCGCUCGGAGCUAUGGCCGGUAAUCUGAUCGGAGGAGAAUUCUCUCAUCCAUGGCAUAGACUCCCAGCAUGGCUAGGCGGAGCGACAGAACUGUACAGGGACUGGCCAUAUGCCCUGCCAUGCGUCGUGCUCGCCGUGUUUGGGGUCCUUACCGUCGUUUAUGGCUUUGCAGAGCUGCAAGAGACUCGUCCGCCAAAGACACACUCUGACUUGUCAAAGUCGGAAUCUGAAAAGGCUUCAUCCAAAAUCUCAUAUGCAUCCGCAAUGAAGGUGCCUGGUUUCAUGCGGAUCACAGUCAUCUUUUGCUUCUUUCAACUUUCUGUAUUAUCGUGGGACGGAAUGGCUUCGGUUUGGCUCUACACACAGCUGGAUCGUGGUGGUCUCGCCAUGUCCGUGGAUAUCAUCGGACUCCUUCUCGCGUUCAACAAUUUUAUCUACAUCUUCACGAGCCCAUACCUCUUGCCAAGACUGCAAAAGCGCUACGGAGCCGUCAAGACACUUCGAGUCUGUUGUCUCAUCUACGUCCUCAUUGCCCUCAUGAUGCCCUUAUUGAGCUUCUUGGCAGGUACAGCAAGACCUCUCAUGUGGUUCAUGUUGUUUUGCUAUCAGACUCUACGAUGCGUUGCUGGACUGGCUUGGCCCUUAAGCGACAUGAUGACCACCGGAUGCUUCGACGAUUAUCCUCAUUUACUAGCUACUGGCAGUGCGGUAUCCCUCAUCGCUGGAGCAUUUGGACGGGCCAUCGGACCAGGUAUUGCUGGAUGGAUUUACUCCAUCUCAACAGAGUACGAAUCUGGAACUUUGGGAAGGCAAUUGCCCUGGGUGACCAUCCUUCUCAUAUCCUUACCUUCAGUCGUCUUGUCUCAGUCGAUGCCUUCUGACGCGGGUGGAAAGCACGACAGCUCAGGGUACGAAGCCGUCCCGAUGGUUGAUUCGGCUAGACGGGAUGAGGAAGAGAGCGAUGAGGAGACUGUGGCUUUGCGAGUCACCGGUACAGACGUGUGAGAGAAGCAAACUUAGAGAAGGUUUCAUGUGGACGGGAUGUUACGAGCGUGCAUGUUGGUACUAUAGGUG
Molecule: messenger RNA, 1769 nt
Organism: Kockovaella imperatae
Lineage: Eukaryota; Fungi; Basidiomycota; Tremellomycetes; Tremellales; Cuniculitremaceae
Product: major facilitator superfamily domain-containing protein
Exons: 7
Coding region: 96-1700 (534 amino acids)
Biological process (GO): transmembrane transport
Molecular function (GO): transmembrane transporter activity
Source: RefSeq, a predicted model, not a curated record